Messenger RNA from Corylus avellana, 1040 nucleotides. Its product is annotated as Ribosomal protein L9/RNase H1. The record is from RefSeq and is a predicted model, not a curated record. Gene Ontology annotation, cellular component: ribosome. Gene Ontology annotation, biological process: translation. Lineage: Eukaryota; Viridiplantae; Streptophyta; Magnoliopsida; Fagales; Betulaceae. Gene Ontology annotation, molecular function: structural constituent of ribosome.
CCGAAAACAUAAGGGCACAGGGCGUAAAACAUUUUAACCCCCCGGUUCCUUCUCAACUGGUUCUCGCUUCCUCCGCAGCUCCUCUUGGCCGUCGCCGCCGUCGUUCUCGCGCAGCAGCCGCAGCUCCUCCGGCUUCCAGGGGAUUUAGAUUGAGGCUUUAGAUGGCUUAUAUGCAAUAUGGUAGAAAAGCAUUUGGGAAGAUUAUUACAAACACUAGCCUCCAGAGCAACGAUCGCUUGGUGAAUCCGCUGCUAUAUGCUUGUCAAGGACUUAGAUAUCGGAAGUUGGAAGUCAUUCUAACUACGAGCAUAAAAAAGCUUGGCAAAUCCGGCGAGACAGUUAAGGUUGCUCCCGGGUAUUUCCGCAACCACCUUAUGCCCAAGUUGCUAGCGGUCCCAAAUAUUGAGAAAUAUGCGUUUCUUGUCAGGGAACAGCGCAAGAUCUACCAACCUGAGGAGGAAGAAGAAGAGGUUGAAGUAGUUAAAGAGUCUAAGGAAGACAUGAUGAAGGCAUAUGAGAAGGCAGCAAGGCGUCUAGACAAUUCUAAGCUGGUAUUGCGGAGGUUAAUCGAUGCUGAAAAAUUUCGUUCACGUGCCACAAAAGAUGAUCCUAUAGAAUUGCGUUCACCAGUAACAAAGGAUGAUAUCAUUGCUGAGGUGGAAAGGCAGCUUUGUGUUCGGAUUGCACCUGAAAACCUGCAUCUACCUUCUCCUUUGACAACUUUUGGUGAAUUUGAGUUGCCACUACGCUUUCCCAAGUCUAUCCCUUUGCCGGAGGGGAAGGUUCAGUGGACUCUUGAUGUUAAGGUCAGGGGUAAAUAAAGAUGGGUCCUAUUUUGGCUUUGAUAAUUUCCCUUGUCCCAUAAUAUUCUGGGAUGACAGUUUUGGCUGAAGUUUGUAAUUAACUGAUGUGGCGAUCAAGCUUUGUAUUUGAAGUUAAAAGAGAUUUUGUACCCUUGACUGAUUCUGGAUUUCUGUCAGAUCAUAUGACAAAAGGGUAUCCUGGCGGCAAAGAAUAAAGUUGUUUCUCCUUUUUUCCAA